CACGUGUGAGCUAUCAUGACCAAUUCUAUAUUACUAUAUCCUAUUAAUUUCAAUAAAUGAAAGCAACCAACCCUCCAUUUUUGACAUAGAAACUAACAAUUUGGUGUUGAAUCACUAAUGUCCUUAAAAGCCAAGUCUUAGUUUACAAAUCAAAAGUACUAGUGAUAAAACAAAGGCAUGUCAACUUAGGAGACAUGGAACUAAUGGCUUGGUAACCUUUGUCUUUAAACCAGGAUGCUCAGUAUACCAUACGUGCUUAUACAAGUCCCACUUUUAUGUAUCUCUUUGUCUAUAUAUAACAUGGUCUUAUAUGCAUCUUUCAUUCACAUAUCAUAACCUACUUUUCAUCACACCCUCUUCAAACAACUUUCCCUCUAACAUUCACAAGGAAAAAUUGCAAGUUUUUGUUGAUUAUUCGAAGUUUGAUCAUCAUUAAGCAUGGACAAGAUAAUUAAGAAGAAUUCGAGUUAUCAUGAUGACACAGAAUUGAGAUUAGGCUUACCGGGAACUAACGACAAGGAAAGAUCUUUUUUUAAAAUUAAUCAAAAGUCUACUUCAAGUAUUGAAGAAUGUCAUGAACUCAGUUUAUCUUCUCCACAAAAGGUACAAGCGAUUGGAUGGCCACCGGUAAGAUCAUACAUGAAAAGUAGGUUACAAGUUACAAAGUACAUAAAAGUUAGCAUGGAUGGAGCUCCUUAUCUUAGAAAAAUCGAUCUAAAAUAAUAUAAGAAUUACAAUGAUCUUUUAUGUGCUUUAGAGAAAAUGUUUAAAUUUAAAGCAUUUAGCUAUGGAUCUAAAUCUGAUUAUAAACAACUUAUGAAGACAAAGAUGGAGAUUGGAUGUUGGUUGGUGAUGUUCCAUGGGAUAUGUUCAUUGCUUCUCGCAAACGCCUUAGAUUGAUCAAAGGAUCAUCGUAUGAAUCAAAGAGCUUGCCUUAAGAAUAUGUCAAUAUUUUGUUUGAUUUCCAUUUUAAAAUACUUGUAAGUUACACUGAUAGUGAUAUGUAUAGUUUAGUUAAAAUAUCAAAUUUUGUAAGAUUUAUGAUUUUCUUAAGCUAUAAAAAUUUUUCAUACAUGUGAAAAUGUACCA
Amaranthus tricolor (Joseph's coat) is the source of this 1089-nucleotide messenger RNA. Its product is annotated as auxin-responsive protein IAA4-like. Bases 439 to 723 code for a protein of 94 amino acids. The record is from RefSeq and is a predicted model, not a curated record. Gene Ontology annotation, cellular component: nucleus. NCBI's taxonomy places the organism in Eukaryota, Viridiplantae, Streptophyta, Magnoliopsida, Caryophyllales, Amaranthaceae. Gene Ontology annotation, biological process: regulation of DNA-templated transcription. The transcript is spliced from 2 exons.